Messenger RNA from Symsagittifera roscoffensis, 4634 nucleotides. RefSeq lists its product as uncharacterized. Gene Ontology annotation, cellular component: phagophore assembly site; cytoplasm; phagophore assembly site membrane. Gene Ontology annotation, biological process: regulation of autophagy; piecemeal microautophagy of the nucleus; response to starvation. The record is from RefSeq and is a predicted model, not a curated record. NCBI's taxonomy places the organism in Eukaryota, Metazoa, Xenacoelomorpha, Acoela, Convolutidae. The coding region runs from base 951 to 4316 and encodes 1121 amino acids. Gene Ontology annotation, molecular function: protein serine/threonine kinase activity; ATP binding. The transcript has 5 exons.
UUAAAAUAAAUCAAGUGAUUGAUAAUGCUCUAAGAAGUUUUUAGUUCCCAUCCUCAUACCACACGCUAACUUUCUUGUUGCAUACGGAUUGAGAUAUGUGUUUUUCUUCAGUAUUGAUUUUGAUUGUCUUUGCUAGCUUUCCUUCUGAGAUAACAGCUUAUCGCGACCAUAUCUUCAGACGUGAACUUCAGCUUAUCCUUACCUCGACGGUGCGAGCAGGACAGGUCUAGUCAUGUUGGAUUACAGUUGGUUGUUAUUUUGAGCAGUAUCUGCUUUUUAGCAUUCAUUUUUAUCAUGAGUCUGUUUGUGCUUUUUGACAUGCAUGAGAAUAGCAUAGUGAUUUCAGCUGAGCCUCAGUUGGAAACAGCCCUUUGUGCAAUUGAUAUGGCAUCAAGGCUCACAUAUUGAAAAAAUAUUAUGUACGAACCGAUGGUCAAUGUUCUGAAUACAUAAUAUGUGAUUGUAGUCGUGAACAGGUUACAUAACUUAUUGGUCUCUGUUACGCAACUUGAUUUGAUCAGCUCGUUUAUUGUAGUCUCGUAUAAACCAGAGUUUAUAAGAGAAAAAUCAAACAUUUGGUUUCUUGUGAACUUUGUCUAAGAAAUGUGAUAUGGUUGUCGUCAGUCGAGCAAACACGACGAGUUAUUUGGUGUGCAAACUUCACUUCUCGUCCAAAACAAAUACUGAUUUUACUAAAGUCGUAAUUUAAUUACUUAGUAAUUUUUUUCGCAGCUUUUGAUUUACUUUGAACGCCUUUAGAUCUGAUACCAGAUUGUUGUGGAGUUAUUUUGACAGCCGUACUUGAUUUAGAUAUUUAAUUUGACUACUCUCUCUCUCUCUCUCACACACACACACACAAAAAUGUUAAUUACUAUCACAAAACUUUGCAUUUUGUAAUUAUCAAAACAAUAAAUUAAAUAUCUUAUGAUUUCGAUAGUAUCUAAUUAGCAAUGUCUUACCAGGGUAGACGUACUGGAAUGUCUAAUGUGGAAGUGAACAUCGGGGGAAAGUUUGCAUACCGUCGAGAUCACAUCAUAGGACAUGGCUCAUUCGCAAUCGUGUUUAAAGGACGCACCCUCAAAGAGGAGUCGAAGAGACCGGUGGCUGUGAAACACAUCAACCAGAAGAAUAUCAGCAAGAACCCAAAGCUGCUGCAGCACGAGAUCCAGAUCCUGAAGGAACUCAAACAUGCCAAUAUUGUGCAGCUAUUUGACUGCUACCAGGACAAGUCUGGAAUCCACCUUGUCAUGGAGUGGUGCAAUGGAGGUGACCUCAUGGACUACUUACAGAAGAAAAAGACUCUGUCGGAGCCAGUGAUCCGAAUGUUCCUCAAACAGAUAGCAGCUGCCCUCAAACUCCUGGACGAAAAAUUAAUCGUGCAUCGAGACUUAAAACCUCAGAACCUCCUGUUGGCUUUUGACCCCGCUGUCAAGAGUCCAUUGCCUGAAGAUAUCCGGAUCAAAGUGGCGGAUUUUGGGUUCGCUAGACAUUUGGAAAUUGAUACGAUGGCGGCAACGUUAUGUGGGUCGCCUAUGUACAUGGCACCGGAGGUCAUGAUGCAUCUCGAAUAUGACUCACGCGCUGAUAUUUGGUCAGUGGGAACUAUUGUCUACCAGUGCUUGGUUGGCAAGGCCCCGUUUAUAUUCCCGAACCCACAGAAACUGAAGUCGUUUUAUGAGAACAAUCCAAACCUAAAGCCAAACAUUCCAGAGAAUGCAUCUCAGUCUCUCAGAUCACUGCUUCUGAUGAUCCUGAAACGAAACCAGGACGAACGAUGCACGUUCAAAGAGUUUUUUGCCCAUCCGUUUUUGAGCAGCGAUGCAACAUCCAGCCAAAUUCCUCAGCGUCACAGAAUAAACAUCCAGGGAAACACAGAUGCCUACCAGAUAUACAGCAAAACUGCGCCUCAAGAGAGACAGAUUGCUAUUGAAGACCAUUGGCCUAUCCGCAAUUCAGGGAGCCCUGUAUUGGGAGGUUUUGGAGGAGGAGGAGAUGCUCAUCAGUUGGGACAGAAUGUGAUCUUCACGUGUGGCCAGAGUCCGCCUUCUGGAACUUCGCCUCUGGCAGCUGGAGUGCAAAAUUUGAGGAUGAAGGAAUCCGAAUGUGAGGAGUCCGUCAGUGUUACUUCCAGUGGGGAAUCGGCAGAUCAAGUCAUAACUCAUGACGAAGAUGAGUAUGGACAGAAUAUGUCGUCUACUAUAACAAGUGACCUGGACACACCGGAGGGAUUUGUUCUUGUUCCAAGCAACAUUGAUCAGUUUGGUCGAGUCAUCAAAUCAUCCAGUCCCGAGCGGCCGCAGUUUCCACACGAGAGAACUCCAAGUAAUCCCAGUCCUCAAGCAACCAAACAGUUACAAACAGCAACAGCGGGGGAGAAUCCAUCAAAAUUCUAUGCAGCUACCCUAGGGCACACACCAGUGAAGUCGCCAUCGAGCAAUAAUCCCAGUGCACUUCAGAGGCCGCUUGGAAGUGUGAGUCCAAUCGACCGGCAUCGCAUUAUAACCGACUCGCAGGGGGUAAAGUUCAUCGUCGGGUCACCACCCCACAGUCCGGCACCUUCCCCGACCAUUGGAAACACGACUCCAGGGCAAAAUAUGGCACCGGUCUUCAACCGCGCGAAUUCGCUUUCUUCGAACAAGCAGUUUUUCUAUCCACAAGCAAAACAAACGUUUGAUGUGGUUUCACAAGGGUAUGGACCAGCACCGCCGGUAACUUUCGAAAACACAAAAGAAAUGAUGUUGAAAAACUCGGCUGAAAAAUCUAUUAAUCAGGGUGCGAAUGUCAGUAGAGAAAGGGGAGGUAAGAUGUGUACGAAUGUGGAUUUGCCAAGGGCUGUCACUUUUCACCAGCUGAACACAGACUACGGUGCACACCAUAAUAUGUAUGACCCGUUUGCGUUUACGAACUCUGCUAAUAAUGCAGCUGGACCUCUCGGACUCUCGCCGGCCUGUGGCAUGUUGGCUCCCAUAAGGAAUCUCAACAAUAACCCAGUAUUUGGGAUCCCGAGACAUCAAGAUGUGUAUAAUGCUAAUAAAAUCCACACAGAACCGAACCUUCUAGCUCUGGUUCCCGAAUCGAACUUCAGAGGAAAUUUCCAGGGACCUUCACAGCCCUUCCCAAGUGGCGGAGCCUUCAGUCUAAAAACCCAGCCUCGAUUUUGGUCUCAAGGUAUCGCCAAUACAAACCCUGACAGAUUUAACCAGAAAGCACCUCCCAGGUCGUUGACUAAGUUAAACGAGCACGAAAGAGCAGUGUCGACUCCAAAUUUCACACUUGCGAUGACGCAGGCGAAUUUUGGCGACAGACAACACUCCCCUAUCCACUCGAGUCCGAUGCGGAAACUGAGCAGCGAGUUGCUUCAUAUUGCAUACAGCCCAAGUCCGCCUCAUCGAAAGCACUCGAACUCUGAGGGAGGGAACCCGACAAACUCUCGAAGUAGUUUACAGAAAUCUGAAAUGGGAUACCAGCCUUCGUUGAACAUACACGAGCAGCUGUGCGACUCAAACUCGGAUUUGGCGAACGAAGUUCCGAUAAGUGUGUUUAGCGUGUCUCCAUCUAGUCAAAGAAGAAGAUCGCUGAGCAGUCUAAUUCGAGGCAGUUUCGACGGAAGUGACCUUGACCUCGCUGCAGUACCGCGUGAUCUAAGUGAUGUCAACAUUAUGACGGACAAGGAACGCGAACUGGCCGAGAACUUAACCAUGGCGCUGAGUAUUGCCCAGUGUUUGUUCAAGUUCGCUACCGCAAAUACGGACAUUCUACCCGAGAUACUGUCAGAAUCAGCUUCUGAUUAUUUGAAAGACAGAGACUGGGAUCUGGAUUUUCCCAUGGAGAUCAAUACCACCACCGAGAAAAUCAUGUUCCUUCUGCGAUCACUGGAAGUCAUUCGCAAUUGCGCAGACCAAGUAAAGGAAGCGCAACACGAAACCCAUUUUUCGCCAAAGACUAACCUCAUCUUACGCCAGUUGCAUGACACUUUCAGUACGAACUUGUGCAGCUUGCAAAAAAUGUGCAGUGAUAACCCAGAGUACAGUAACCUCAGUUUAAGCACUGACCAAUUGCGCAACUGUGCGAACGGAGUGAUCUACGCACAGGCGUUGCAGUCGUGCCGAGAAGCCGCGCUGGACGAGCAGAGUCACUGCUGGCGUCGGGCUUACUACAAUUACCGCAACGCACAGUUGCUGUUAAGCUGUCUGCUGCUGGACGCUGGAAUCGAGAACGACCGAUCGUUCAUAACAAGGGUGUUCCAAAUGGUGGAAUAUCGUCUGGAGUGCUGCCUUCAGAGCAAAAUUGCCGAGAAGCAAGAGUCUUCAAGUUAAUUCGAUUUUCUGCUUAGUUUAGUGCGAUGUUUUUGUGAAAUAAACAAUGAAUUUACUAGAUUAAGUAAAUAGUUCAUUGCAAGCAUCAGUGAAAAUGUGCUACACUUAAUUGAUUUGAAUGAAUACAAAAGCAAAUAAAAUUAUUUGGUGCUCAUCAUUCCUGGAAAAGUUAUAGAUAAUUGUUCUUUGAUCCAAUCCCACAGCGACAACAUAUUGUUGAUUCAAUAGAUGUUUGACUAUCCUAUGGACCAGAGUUGCAAUGCGCUGAAAGAUAUAGUCUAGCCGCUACCGCGAUAAAACGUGAGGCUAGGUCCAAAA